Messenger RNA from Sesamum indicum (sesame), 2491 nucleotides. Its product is annotated as auxin transporter-like protein 5. The record is from RefSeq and is a predicted model, not a curated record. NCBI's taxonomy places the organism in Eukaryota, Viridiplantae, Streptophyta, Magnoliopsida, Lamiales, Pedaliaceae.
CAAAGUCGCACUUCCUCAUUAUUCUGCUGAAACUCUCACCAUCUUCUUCCCUAUAUAUCUGCAUCUGCAAGAGUUGUAUAUAUAAAUGUUACCACUCACAUUGUGAUAUACAGUACAAGAUCACACACAUACACACACUAGCUAGAAAGGGAAAAUGGAUGAUCAGUCCUCUGAGAAGACUGUAAUAGUGGGAAAUUAUGUAGAAAUGGAGAGGGAAGGGAAGCCAAUAAUAAGCAUCAAAUCAAAAGUUUCCAACCUCUUCUGGCAUGGCGGCUCAGCCUAUGAUGCCUGGUUCAGCUGUGCUUCUAACCAGGUGGCUCAGGUGCUGCUUACAUUGCCAUACUCAUUUUCGCAGCUGGGUAUGAUGUCGGGAGUUGUGUUUCAGCUCUUCUACGGCUUGAUGGGUAGCUGGACUGCUUAUAUCAUCAGCAUUCUCUAUGUGGAGUACAGAACCAGGAAAGAAAGAGAGAAGGUUGAUUUCAGGAACCAUGUCAUUCAGUGGUUUGAAGUUCUUGAUGGGCUCCUUGGAAAACACUGGAGGAACGUUGGUUUGGCAUUUAACUGCACUUUUCUUCUCUUUGGAUCGGUCAUCCAACUCAUAGCCUGUGCGAGCAAUAUAUAUUACAUAAAUGAUAAUUUGGACAAGAGAACAUGGACUUACAUCUUCGGAGCAUGUUGUGCCACCACUGUCUUCAUUCCUUCUUUCCACAACUACAGAAUCUGGUCUUUUCUUGGCUUGUUGAUGACCACUUACACAGCUUGGUAUCUCACCAUUGCUUCUCUACUUCAUGGCCAGGUGGAGGGUGUGGAGCACUCGGGUGCAACCAAGUUGGUGCUGUAUUUCACAGGAGCCACAAACAUUCUCUACACAUUCGGGGGACAUGCUGUUACAGUAGAGAUCAUGCACGCGAUGUGGAAGCCACAGAAAUUCAAGGCCAUUUACUUAUUGGCCACACUCUAUGUCUUGACACUUACCCUCCCAUCUGCCGCAGCUGCAUACUGGGCAUUCGGCGAUUUACUUCUCAACCACUCCAAUGCCUUUUCCCUCCUCCCAAGAUCACCCUUCAGGGACAUGGCUGUCAUUUUGAUGCUCAUCCAUCAGUUUAUAACAUUUGGUUUCGCUUGCACGCCCUUGUAUUUUGUGUGGGAAAAGGCAAUAGGCAUGCAUGAAUGCAAGAGCUUGUGCAAGCGAGCCGCAGCUAGGUUGCCGGUGGUGGUGCCGAUAUGGUUCCUGGCCAUCGUCUUCCCAUUCUUCGGCCCCAUCAACUCCACUGUCGGAUCACUUCUUGUUAGCUUUACUGUCUAUAUUAUCCCUGCUUUGGCUCACAUUUUCACCUUCAAAUCAGCAGCAGCCCGAGAGAAUGCAAUAGAGCAGCCUCCCAAGUACUUUGGGAGGUGGGUUGGGACGUAUGUGAUCAACAUAUUUGUGGUUGUGUGGGUUCUGAUUGUUGGGUUUGGGUUUGGUGGCUGGGCCAGCAUGGUUAAUUUCAUCCACCAAAUCGACACAUUUGGGCUGUUCACUAAAUGCUACCAGUGCCCAUCUCAACUGCCGCCACACCUGGCCAACGCCACCACUCCUCUUCCACCUCCCGCUGCCAACGCCACUCAUCUGCCACCGCCUCGUCUUCAUCAUACUCCUUGAACUAUUUCGCCAUACCACUCAACUGGUAAGUGGUUAGUUACUCCCUGAUCAUUACAGGGCCCGCCAGAAACCAUGGGAGAGGGUACAGGAAACGGCAAUCACGGGUGACAAGUGCAUGCUAGCUGCACCGGUGCAGUUCAUCACAAAUCAUUCUUUAGGCCUCUUUCCAGGAAAAUGAAAUGCACGUUAGAAUAGAUCUUUUAUGUUGUUAGUCAUCGCUUUUAAUAUGCAUCAAUCAAUUCUGAAUGAAAUUUGCAACUUAAAAGGAGCAACCGCUUAAUAUUACUACCCCUGCUUAAUAUUCACUGCCCAGGCAUUUGAUGUCUAUGUGCAGCAAUCAGAUGCCUUUCGGGAGUCGAUUAUAAUUCUCUAUUGUUUGUGAUGUGCGAAAGAUAAAAGACAUCAAUAACAAUGUCUUUGCCAAGUCUCAACUAAUUCACAGGGAAGUUGUCUCAAACGGACAUUACAUUGCAUGGUUCAACUGAUAUUCGGUCUUAUUUGUGUUUAUUAUUGACUGCUAAAUACGGGUUUGGCGUCGUAUAAGUUAAAGAAUUAAUUCGAGAAAAGUUAGCAUAACAAUUCAAGGAGCGAGUGCAUAUCCUUAUGCGUUGCGUGUAUCGAUCAACAGAAGAAGAUACAAACCACCGUCAUAACAUUGAAAUCCUAACCACAGAUAAUUCUGAUAAGGCCACCAUAUAACCAAAACACAAUAAUAAAGGGGCAGACACUGGUUUCAUUUAUACUAACAUAUGGUUCACCUCAUCAGAGAACCUAAAAUAGCAAAAACGGACGCAAAACACUAGAGAAAGGACACAGCAUCCCCAGUUAGCUCAGCGGUUGUCUCGGGGG